UCUUCCUCAUUUCUCUAUUCCCCCUUUCUUACUUCUCCUUUUUUGACAAGUAGUGGGCAAAUUUCAACUCUUACUUCUCUUCUUCCCGCCACCGUCCCGCUUCAUCUUCCCGGCCUUCUUUCUUCGUUCACCUACGAGUUUCGGCUGUUUCUAGCCGAUUAUACCAAGGAAUUAUCCCUCUCCUUUCUCUCCCUCUACUCUCUUUAUGUUGCAGUAUAAGCCAGAAAAUAACCAGUCCUGCAUACAGGUCUCUGAUAUAUCCUUUUUGGGAGCUCAAAUAUGUCAAGUGGCCUUGGACUUGAAACUCUUGUAGAUCAAACUAUAUCAGUCAUCACAAAUGAUGGACGCAACAUAGUGGGAGUACUGAAAGGCUUUGACCAGGCUACGAAUGUUAUCCUUGAUGAAUCUCAUGAACGUGUUUACUCGACGAAGGAAGGUGUUCAACAACUUGUGCUGGGCUUGUACAUAAUAAGGGGCGACAACAUAAGCAUUGUUGGGGAGCUGGAUGAAGAGCUUGAUUCUAGUCUUGAUUUAUCAAAACUGAGGGCUCAUCCCCUUAAGCCUGUCAUCCACUGAUCGACCCGGAAAAUUGUAGAGCUGUUAUAGACCAAGUGAGCGAUUACCUUAAAACAAUUAUCAAACAUGUAGGUAUUACAAUGAGAAUUCUGUGCUAUAACCUUUGAAAGUGCCGAAUAUUCUGUCAUAUCGGUUUUGCAAUAUUUUCGUUUGGUCAUUAUUUGCAGUUGUGAGAGCUUUCAGUCGUGUUCUAAUAGAAAUGAACAUUUUUCAACUGUCGAUUUGUUAACUAUGCCAUGAUCUAAUUAUAAAAACAUGUUGCGGACACCGUA
Juglans regia (Persian walnut) is the source of this 848-nucleotide messenger RNA. Its product is annotated as sm-like protein LSM8. Gene Ontology annotation, biological process: mRNA splicing, via spliceosome. Lineage: Eukaryota; Viridiplantae; Streptophyta; Magnoliopsida; Fagales; Juglandaceae. The record is from RefSeq and is a predicted model, not a curated record. The coding region runs from base 280 to 576 and encodes 98 amino acids. The transcript has 7 exons. Gene Ontology annotation, cellular component: U6 snRNP; U4/U6 x U5 tri-snRNP complex; precatalytic spliceosome. Gene Ontology annotation, molecular function: RNA binding.